Molecule: messenger RNA, 1893 nt
Organism: Alternaria hordeiaustralica
Lineage: Eukaryota; Fungi; Ascomycota; Dothideomycetes; Pleosporales; Pleosporaceae
Exons: 2
Coding region: 1-1893 (630 amino acids)
Source: RefSeq, a predicted model, not a curated record
AUGGCGCCAAAUGAUGAUGCUAAGCGCAAGUCAGGUCUAACGAUUGCGCAGGUGAAGUUCAAGCAGGCAAUGAAAGAUUCCGAUGCCGAAGAUCGUUCAGCGCCCAUUGCAGUCGAAAUUAGCUCGCAGCUUUUCAACCACAUUGAUGCCGUUCUUCAGCAGAACUCGCCCAUCAAUAUCCAGAAAUGCACAGAAUGGAUUGUGAAGCACGUAGCUCCCUCCAAGGCUCGGAUCACCACCCUCGGCGCGUAUCUCAUCGCUGUCUCAAAGUCUGUCGUAGUAGAUCAGAGCACUCCAGCGCUAGCGAAGAAAGCAGCGCGCAACCGGAUGGAUCUCUUGUUGAUCGUCAACGAUGCCCUCCAUGCUGACAAGUUCCAUCGUCGCGACACGACGAAGCAGAGUAUUCUUGGCAACGCGUGUCAAGAUUUUGUCCCUGACUUGAUUGAACUCGCAGCGGCGUGUAUCACUGAGAAGGGAUCGCAACUAGAGGUGAAGCUGAAAGCUAUUGUCAACUACUGGGCUGUCAACAAGCUCUUGAGCUCAGAGGGUCUGAAAGCUUGUCGGCACAAGGCAGACGAGGCCUUGUCCGUAGCACAGGGUCGCAAGCGCAACUACGUCCUUCCAGAAUACCACGGCGACCGAAAUGCCCGAUGGCACGACCUCCCCGCAUCGUACAUGCUCGAGCCUAUAAUCCGAAACCCGAACCGCCCGAUCCACGAAUCUCAGAUUAAGAUACGGAAGUUUGACAAGAAGCCUGUCAGUUCGCACGUUCGCACUCUCCUGGACAACUUCUUCGAAAACAUAGACCUAAAGUACCUGCCAACGGGCGAUAAUCCGACCGGGGAAACAACCAAGUAUAGGCUUUCGUUGGAUCCUAUGGGCCAGCUGGUCAAGCAGGACAAGGAGACUGGCGAGAAAGUUACAGUGGCAAACGGCUACGGCUGGUCGCCAAAGUUUUGUCAAGACAUACAGAAGUUCACCGUCCCGGAGACCAUCAAGAUCGCGCGAGAGGACAUAGAACGCAUGGAGGACAUGGAAGACCCACCAGUCUUGUCUGUCGCGCGUCGCGUUGGCCCCGACAGUCGGCCCACUACUUCCUCGUCGACAGAGUCGGGCCCACCCUUUAGGGAGCGAAGAAGGGGAUACAAUCGUAGCCGCAGUCGCAGUCGCAGUCACAGUCACCGUAGCCCUGGGGGUUAUCAGUAUGACGACGCGCGCCGUCGAAUGUCGCCCGACGGAUCCAUGGGUCGCCGCAGGGUCUCACCACAUGGACCUUCGCGCCGAGAGUCUGAGAGCAGGGGUUUCGUCGAGCCACGACCAUCAUCAAGGACAUACGACAGAGAAGGAUCUCAGCCUGGCUCGCAGUGGAGUGGUGCGAACAGGAAUACCCAGUCCAGCCCCAACAAACAUCAGCACCAGGUUCCGCCCAUGCUGCAUCAGCCGCCUUUCAACGCGCCGCCGUUCCCACCACCGCACAUGUCAGGCCAGUUCCAAGGCCAGUUUCCCAUGCCAAUGCCGCCAUUCGGUGUUCCUCCUCCACCACCACCGCAGUUCCAAGGACGUGGUGGCUUCGUUCCUCCUCCCCCGCCCCCCAACUUCAACGGCAUGUGGCAGCCUCCACCUCCCAACAUGAACAUGCCACCGAACGGUCCGCAACAUGGCAACCAGGGUGGCAACCAUCACGGAGGCCAGGGUGGAAACCGGGGCGGCAACCAAUUCGGAAAUCAGGGCGGCAACCAGUAUGGUAACAACUUCGGUCCCGGCAACAAUGGCCAGUAUGGUCAGAGCCGUGGCGGAUACCAAGGUGGACGUGGUUAUGGAGGUGGGCAGCGCGGUGGCAACAACGGCAACAGAGGAGGCUGGAGGGGUAACGGACGAGGCGGGCGAUAUUGA